Molecule: messenger RNA, 2106 nt
Organism: Phytophthora infestans T30-4
Lineage: Eukaryota; Oomycota; Peronosporomycetes; Peronosporales; Peronosporaceae
Product: crinkler (CRN) family protein, putative
Exons: 1
Coding region: 18-1985 (655 amino acids)
Source: RefSeq, a predicted model, not a curated record
AGAGAAAGCACAGGAGCAUGACAGAGGAGACGGAUGUGAAGCUGCGCUGCGGUGUGUACGGCGAUGGGAGCGUCUUCUCCGUCGAGAUCAAGCGCAAUGCAGAUGUGGAGGCGCUACAAAAAGCUAUAUUCGCGGAGAAACGAUACAGCGAGCGUUAUAAGUUUGCCGCAAGCGACUUGACGCUCUACUUGGCGCGAAAGGAAGGGGAAGCCACGUGGAUGAACCACGACCACACGGUGAAAGGCUUCUUGCGAGGUGGCAUCAGCACCGAGUAUGAAGAGAUGCUUUCGUCGUGGAUUCUCGACGAAGAUUGCUUUGGGAAGAACUUUCAGCCUGGUCGCAAGGAGAUUCACGUGCUGGUGGAACUGCCACAAUUGUCGGAAGCUGAGCUGCCUCGAGAUCGUCAACUUGUUGUGGGCGACGUUCAUAUCCCAAUCACGCAAAGUAUGUCGUUGAAUCCGCCAGCACUGGUCGCAUUUUGGAACGCAUUUCUGAACGACAGUACCGACGUGAAAGCUGGCGCAUUGGUCGAGUUACCCCGAGACACGUAUCUUCUUGGUGAUUCGACACUCGGCUCUCGUAUCUACAUUCGUCAUUGCUACCCUGCGCUAUGGGAACUUUGUCUCGAGAGGAUCCACGAUGAAAAGACGAACACACCGCAUCUCGUGAUCCUCGGCAACCCGGGAAUCGGCAAGACGUUUUUCGGCUAUGUGAUCGUGCUUCAUCUUGUCCGUACUAAUGAAACGGUGGUAUAUGAGAGUGGUGGCCUCAAGAAGCGCUUUUUAUUUGCUCACAAUGUGGUGGCUCAAGGAUCUCAGGAAGAUUUUGUGCGCAUUCUCGACCAGCCGACUACAUACUACAUCGUGGAUGCCGUCAAGCCUGCGUAUUACCCAGCGAAGACGAUUCUUUUGACGUCGCCGCGCCGCUCCAUCUGGUACGAGUUCAACAAGACCAAUUGCCAGUCCUGCUACAUGCCAGUGUGGUCUUUGAAGGAGAUUCUACAAUGUCGUAAGCUGAUGUACUCGGAUACACCUAUGGACGUCGUGCAGAAGUGCUUUCGUCGAUGGGGUGGUAUUGCUCGCUAUGUCUUGCGAUUUUCACAAGUUCGUAACCAGCAGUUGUUGCUUGAAAAAGCAAUGGACAUUGUUGAUCUCGACUGGUUGGUGAAAGCCUGUGGUCAACUUGAUGCGAACGACGCUCAAGUGUCGCAUCGAUUGCUGCACUAUCGCGUCAGCAAAGCUUUUGACAGCGAGUACUUCGUUUUUGCAUCGCAAUAUGUUCAGCAAGAGAUGUACAAUCGUCUGCUUAAGAAGGAUAAGCGGAAGCUGCUAGAGUUCAUUGCUGCCUCGGAUGGAUUUGGUGCUCUUGCUGUGCUUCGUGGCCACUUGUUCGAAGGGCAUGUGCAUUCGGUACUGCCGCGAGGUGGAACGUUUAAAGUUCGACGUUUGGUCGAAAACAACGAGGCGUACGAUGAUGAUGAUGACCUUAUGGAAGAUGAAUGGGACGGCGAUGACGAGGAUGGUGAUGAUGGCAUGAAUGCAGAUGAUGCCGUUGCGAUGGACGAAUCCAAUGCUGUGGCGUUGGUCGACGGUGGCGCCGCACCUGUUAUUUCUUUUGAGAGAUUCGAGAAAGUUGUCGUUUUCAAUGAUGACAGUGAAAUUGAAGCUGCUACUAACACGAGUUACCUACAGCCAGCGGCGAAGAAUUACCAGUCGGUCGAUGCGAUCAUCAAGCCGGAUAUUUUGUUGCAGGUGACAGGUGCACACAAACACCCCUGCAAGCAAAAAGGUCUCCACGAUGUGUUGAAGCUUCUGGGGAAUCCUGAACAGCCGCGGCUGUUCUUCGUGCUUCCGCCUGACAGAUUCACCGAUUUUAAUUAUCAAAAGUAUCUGGACUCAAAAUGCAAGAGGAUGAUGGCGCCAAGCUAUGAGAACGUGUGCAAGAUACAGCAGUUUGCGAUGGAAGUCAAACUUGAAUCGGAGUAGGUGUGCAGUUCCGAGGUUCCAAAACCGCGUUCCGAACCGGUUCCAAAAUGAUGCCGUACUUCUUUGGUCCAGAAAAGAAUUAACAAUGAGAUAAAAAAGCCUCGCAUGUUUGAUUGGUCAA